Messenger RNA from Cooperia oncophora, 984 nucleotides. The record is from the annotation of a GenBank genome assembly. Lineage: Eukaryota; Metazoa; Nematoda; Chromadorea; Rhabditida; Trichostrongylidae.
AUGGAUAGUGAGCACUCUUGUACCCGUGAUGUUAUUCUAGCCAUCGAUGCCACAUCAUACAUGGGAACAAGGGAGAAUAUACGUUCGGAGUUCGACUUCAUUGAAAAUUGGAUAAUUCCACGGCUAGACGUGCGAAAAGGCUACGUCCAAGUUGGAAUGACCACCUAUGGUUACUGGUUCAACUACCAAUUUCUAUACUUCAACUACAACCGAGAGCAGAUUUGUGAUAAUUUGGAAAAGCUGUGGAAUAAUGUCGAUAUAGACUCAGCCAAUAAUGUGCCAUUGUCCAGGACUAUACGAAACCUAUUCAACAACUUUGGCUUCGACUACACAUCACUGGUUCUGUUUACAGGGGACAGGGAACAAACCGACGUGGAUGCUGCCGGAGCUCAAGUCGAGUACUACAUCGAUAAUCGGAUGGCGCUGAAUUUCUCCGUGGUUGUCGUCAACUAUGGGAACUGUUCAUUCAACAGCUGGCCAAAAUUGCACACAAAUGUGUAUGACGCCAGCACCAUUGGAGAGGACCAGUUGUCGGACUACGUGGAUGACUCCGUUUGUGCACCGGUGUACCCGACAACCACUUCUACGCAAACAUCCACCUCUACAACGGCUGCACCCAGUACCACUUCAUCUGCAACACCUAGCACUACUUCUGACUGCGGCACUGGUGUAGAUUGCAUUACAACAUCUACUGGAUAUAGCGUUUCCACUGAUCAGCCUACCUGGCCUCCAGCUACCAUACCUAAUCAUGUGGUGACAAGUGGCGAACCCACAGCACGCCCUGCACCUACCGUGCCUAGUCUACCAGUGGCAAACAUCAACAAUACUGGGUGCAACUGCGUCCUGAAAACCGUCUGGUUGGAUGUUUUUCUCCUCAUGGAAGCUACUAACGCAAUGACUCCUGGUGGAAUCAUUUCGGUAAGUGGAUCAACGUUUUUCUCAUCACAUGACAUAGAAAGUCAAGUGCUCAAAAUAAGCCGCUGA